UACCUUUAAAUUUUAACUGGCUUAUGCUUUUUAAUUCCAUCUACGUAUAAGGAUACCGUAUCCCGUCAUGUUCAAUGUUACACUUAAUAACUUAGAGAAAAGAUAAAAUUAAAGAAGAAAAUUUAAAAAGUAUCCCUGUUUAGUUUCAGCAUAAGUUUUAUUUUAUUUAUCGGUGAAUGUCCAAAUUAUUAGGGGUUGGAGAAUCGAAGAUCAGACGACAAGUAAAACUGUGCACUAAUUAACGGCUGUAUUUUAUCCUAAUCAGGAUUACGUUUUGCACCUCACCUCAGUGUGAACCCCAAACCUCAAAUAGUAGAUUUCUGUUUAUAUACACAAUUAACCCUUCUCAACAAACACAACCUUAAGUUAAAAAAAGACAAGUUCAUUGGGUAAGAACGCUCAUCAACUACUUAUAUUAAAAAUUAUCUAUGAGGAGGAUAUUUUAAGUUUCAUUAGAUACUAUAUUUUUGUAGCCAUUAUGUAACUGGUACAGCUCGCAGGCUACUUCUUGCAGAAAAUUAUUCUACCUUCUUAUUAGUCCAGCGGAAGGCAAGGUCACCGAGUUACUGACGUCUGGCCAAGCACGCACACUAUCACGGCCAGGGUCAAGCGGGCCCUCACGUACGAAGUGCAUAAAAUUAGAUUUACCUAAGCAAGAGUGCAAAAUGCACUUACGUCUUGGUUCCGAAUACAAUACUCCAAAAAACGUGGCAACUAAUUGUUUACUAAGUUAAUUGCAACGAUGUUGACAACUGAAGAUUGUCAAUCUGAGCGCGGAAGAGUAAAGAUCAAUGACAUCGACCUCUGUGAGUUUGGUUUAACUCUUAAAUGAUUCAUUGAGUGUAUCGUUUUGUGUGCACGUGUGUUCCAGCGCACCUCACCGACGGAGCUCUUCUUACUCAUACAUAGGUCGAGUAAGAUUUAACCUUACAACAAGUUAUAAAUGACGUUCGUGAACAAUUUUCCGAGAAUUUUACAUUUUACGUAGCAAUAAAUAUUAGAUAAUGCUAUACAUUGGUACAUAUUGAUAAUGUAAUGUAUAUAAAGUUUAUUAUAAUAUGUUAACUAAGUUACUUCAUUUCCGAAGUUCCAUCUCCGUGAGAUCCAGAAAUGUAAUUCACGUGUAAUUUCACCGACUGCUUCUUUACUACUAUAGUUUCUUUAAAAAAUAUUAAAUUUACUUAUUUCUAAGUCUACCUUGCCUACUCCUUCCUGACUUAGCGUUCAGGUGCUAUCAUAAAGACCCGGGUUCUGGAGCGAUUUAAGGUCGAAAGAAAAUAAAUACAUUUUACAUUAAUUUCACUUGAACUCAUUGAAUGCAGAGUGAAGGGCACCAGACCUCGAAUCCGAUCGUCUUCUCGCUGACCCCAACGAAGGGACUUGCCCUUACAGUUCUUACCACCAGGCAGGCGCUGCGGCAUGCCAAAGACAGAGUGGAGUGGAGCGCCCUUCAUUAGACCAUGCUACGCAGAAGAUAGGGCAUGUUUGAAGUCGUCUGCUCAAGCAGCCGUUGCGGUGGUGGCGGCAGGUCUCCCGGCAUUGGGAGUAGAGCGAAUGGACCCGAUGCAUCUCGAGCACGUGUCGGCCAACCAAGCCGGGCUGAUUAUGGAGUUCAAUAAUACACAAGUACGAGGAUUGAGACACUGUCGCGUGCUCGAUUUACAACGCGAAGGUCCUCGGAUGUCAGUGGAGCUCCAGUGCAGUGUGGUGCUGACGGGGGAUUAUGUGCUCAGUGGCAAGUUGCUCAUCUUCCGCAUACAGGGCAGUGGCCGCUACAAGAUCACGAUACGUGACAUAGUUGUGAAGGUUAGCUUGGAGACGGUGGAGCGUAAGAAAGGCAGGGAGCGGUACUGGUCGGUGGUGCGUUGGAGGCACACGGCCCAUGUCCUCACGAGCGUCGUCUAUCAUUUCCAGAAUCUAUUUAACGGCGAUGAAGCACUAGCCCGUCCAGUAACACAAUUCGCGAACAAGAACUGGCGGGCAAUAUUCACGGAAGUGUCACCGCCCAUUGUCUCCGCUAUCGUCGAUCGCAUCGUGCACCAAACUGCUCAUCUCUUUGAAAAAGUGCCUCUUACACAACUUUCGUUGGACUGACUGUAUUUGGACAUUGAUUUAUCAAAAUAUAUUACAAUCACAGAAAUUUAA
Molecule: messenger RNA, 2145 nt
Organism: Pieris napi
Lineage: Eukaryota; Metazoa; Arthropoda; Insecta; Lepidoptera; Pieridae
Product: protein takeout-like
Exons: 5
Coding region: 1420-2094 (224 amino acids)
Source: RefSeq, a predicted model, not a curated record